This is a messenger RNA of Hemicordylus capensis (graceful crag lizard), 2162 nucleotides long. RefSeq names its product serum paraoxonase/arylesterase 2-like. NCBI's taxonomy places the organism in Eukaryota, Metazoa, Chordata, Lepidosauria, Squamata, Cordylidae. The record is from RefSeq and is a predicted model, not a curated record. The coding region runs from base 305 to 1288 and encodes 327 amino acids. Gene Ontology annotation, cellular component: extracellular region. The transcript has 9 exons. Gene Ontology annotation, molecular function: arylesterase activity.
GUGUCUUGACCUGGAAUAAAAUAAGGCCUGUUGAACUUGAUGGAACAGCUCCCGGGAUUGCCGUACAAUUCUGUACAAAACAACAAAGAGUCUCUUGGGGCACCCUUUAGAGACUAACAGGUUCAGUGCAGGGUGUUGUGGAUCAUCAUGCAUGCAUCUGAUGAAGUGGACCGUAGUCCGUGAAAGUGGGAUGAGUCUGCUGGAGAACCUUUUGAGGGUCUGUAAAGCUUCCUGGUGAAGAUAUUUAGGACUGCAGCCUUAGACGUCCUAACUCUGUAGAGGAGCAUAGAGUUCAUGAUAUAGAAUGUGUGCUUCACGGGAACUGAAACUGAAGCGGCUUCCCAGUUGCCAUCUUGUUAAAGGAAUUGAGUAUGGCUCAGAAGAUAUUGACAUUCUUCCUAAUGGCCUGGCUUUCAUUAGCUCUGGUUUAAAAUAUCCUGGGUUAAAAAGCUUUGCACCAGAUAAACGAGGGGAAAUACUGCUGAUGGAUCUAAAUGAAAAAAACUCUCAACCAACAGAACUAAGAAUCAGCCGUGGGUUUGAUUUGGCAGCCUUUAACCCGCAUGGGAUCAGCACAUUCAUUGGUGAUGACGAUGCUGUAUACCUCUUUGUGGUAAACCAUCCCCAUUCCAAGACAACGGUGGAGCUAUUUAAGUUUGUGGAGGAGGAGAAUUAUCUUGUGCACCUGAAAACCAUCAGACAUGAGCUGCUGGCAAGUGUGAACGAUAUUGUGGCAUUGAGUCCUGACAGUUUUUAUGCCACCAACGACCAUUAUUUCACAGAGUUAAUCUUGAUGUUACUGGAGAUGUUCCUAGGCUUGACUUGGACAAACGUUGUUUACUACAGCCCAAAAGAAGUCAAAGAAGUGGCCAAAGGAUUUUAUUCUGCCAAUGGAAUCAACAUGUCACCUGAUGGGAAGUAUGUUUAUGUUGUGGAUUUGUUGGACCAUAAUAUUCAUGUAUUUGAAAAUCAUGCCAAUUUCACUUUAACUCCUUUGAAGGUGCUGCAGUUGGACACUUUAGUUGAUAACAUAUCAAUUGAUCCUUACACUGGAGACCUUUGGCUAGGAUGUCACAUCGAUGGUUUUAAACUGUUUAUGUAUGAUCCAGAAAAUCUUCCUGGCUCAGAGGUCCUUCGCAUCCAGGACAUUCUUUCUGAGAAGCCUACAGUCACCCAAGUGCAUGUUGAUGAUGGAUCGAUAAUUCAAGGAAGUUCAGUGGCUGCACUAUAUGGCAAGAAGCUGCUUAUUGGCACUGUGUUUCACAGAGCUCUGUACUGUGACCUGUAACCUGCUCUUCGUGAACUUUGCCACAACAGAAAAGAUUGAUUUGCUUUCGGUAGGAAGCCCAGAUGAUGAGUUCUGAAAUGGCAAACUCUGACCUCUGUGGCAGUCAAGGUUAACCAGAGUGAUCCUGGCUCCCAGAAGGAGCUAACGUAGGAAUAUCUCUCAUGAUUUUCUAAAGGAAAAACAGUUAUGCUGGAGGGCGAACGUUGGAUUUUGGAUGCCUUUGGAAAGCUGAGAAGCAGAGGAUAAAGGCAUACCUCCUCUUCAACCCUUGCUCCCACAAUAACUCUGUAGCUAUGGUUCCACUGCUUUGGUAGGUGAAAAUUCAGAUCCAAAACAGGUGUGAUGUAGGAAAUUCCAACUAGAUCUCCCAAUGUGUGUGUGAUUUUACUUUAAAGCUGCUACAAGGUUGGAUUCCAGCUUUGUUUGAAGCAGCAGCAGCACUUGAAGGCAGCACUAUUAUUGUUACAAAAUGGAGGGUUAACUGGGUGGUCAUUGUUUUGUAUGUUAAAAUCACUGCCUGAUGGCUUGAAGGAGGUCCCUUCAUAACUUCUACCACCACCAAAAGCAUCUACCAUUGGGAAUCCUGAAGCUGUCCCCUCUCUCCUGCUUUGUGGCAGAGAUUCAUGGGAAGGUGUAAGAUUGUCUGAUCCCUCUUUCCCUGCUUUCCUAGAGAUAUGUGUCAAAUCAGUGUGGGACAGAGACUUUUAGACUGGAAUAGAGGUGAUCAGGCAGGAGUUGCAGCAUCUUAGGAUGAAAAUGUCACUCUAUGGGAAACUGAUACAAACUGCUCCUGCCUUCUGACCUGCUAUCUCUCCAGAUCAUCCAAUGCUCAGCUUUUUAUAUCUGUGUAAUAAUAAACCAAAUGCUACAGGGA